AUGGCAACUGUCGCUACGGCGAGAAUGAUUCGCGGUCAACCGCCUUCCCCGCCUCAUUCUACUGAUGGAGACCCUGCACCAGAAGUUCAUCGAACCUCCUGUGGCACGCUCCAGCAAGCUUAUGGACAUCACGACCCUUAUGGUUCUAUGUUACAUGGAAAUCGUGCGUCUGGUGAUAUUUCAUACGAACACAGACCACACUCGCUGGAGUACACUCCUCCUUCAUCACAGUACGUCUCUUCCGGGGACUAUCCUCGAUCACUGUCAAUGCAAGCCCCGAUGGCAACAAAUGGCCUUCAGGUUAACACGCCUCCCCCUGCUGCAGACGAGGGCCUAGUUUCAGAAUCGGUACCACGAUGGAGCUCGCCGCCGUCCCAGAGACAGGUGACGAGGGCAAGGGUGGCCAGAUCGCCUAGAGUGCGUCGCAGGAAUAGAAAUAGGAAGGACACAAGAGUCGAGCUCGAAGGCCCUCUGAGUGAAGUGACCAAGCAUUUGACAAACAUCCCUAUUCGAGACAUGGAACGCUGGGUGAAUCGGUCAAUAGAGGUUCGUCACCAAGAGGUAGCCAAGAGGAACGGAAAAGUUGCCAGGCCCAUGAACUCUUUCAUGCUUUAUCGAUCGGCAUAUGCGGACCGGACAAAGCAAUGGUUUGCGCAGAACAAUCAUCAAGUGGUUUCCGAAGCAGCGGGUGACAGCUGGAGGCUUGAAUCCCCCGAAAUCCGUCAGAAGUACGAGCUUCUGGCCAAUAUCGAGAAGAGUAACCACCUCAAGGCGCAUCCUGGUUACAAGUUCUCGCCGUCGAAAGAUAAGAAGAAACGAGCUGGGAGCGAAGAUGAGCGUCCCCUGGCCAGCACCCCUGGAUCCACUUCAGCUUUUCUUCAAAACCGUGCCGCGAGCUCUUCAGAAAUUGAUAGUAGUGGCUGGGAAAGUCGGGACUCGACCCCGUUUGACUUUGCUGACCAUGGUUUACAUCUACCUGGGGAUACCUACCUUUCUUCAUCUGCCUGGCAUGCAGCCAACCAUGGGCGGCCGCACCCUGGCAUGAUUCCCUCCUCUGAGCCAUCUCACUACCUCCACCAGACAAUCCAUGCAGGGCUUAUCCCUCAUGUAGAGGAUGUCCGAUUCAAGAAGACUGGCUUGCAUGGGAUUCAAUAUGCUACGUCCUCGUCCACUCCACUGGCUGCUCUACCCGGCGCCACACAUCAUGACCUUCUUCAACCGUCCACCUCGUUGCCCGGUGAUGGACAACUGGAUCCCCAGCUCCUGACCCUGCAGACCGAGCUCCAGAGCCCGAACCAGCUCUUUGGCAGCUCUCACAAUAUGUGGCAAGACUCUUCCAAUGUCAACUGCUACACCUCUCCCUCGUCUUCCUUGGCACCUUAUUCAAUCCCGUAUACCGCGACGACCUACUCACAGGGAAUACACACCCUAGAAACCGACCCUGCUCUUGAUGGUACCAGUGGCGAUUUUGACACCUGGAUCAACCAGCAGGGCACGACAUACUAA
Messenger RNA from Aspergillus luchuensis, 1506 nucleotides. RefSeq lists its product as uncharacterized. The record is from RefSeq and is a predicted model, not a curated record. Bases 1 to 1506 code for a protein of 501 amino acids. Gene Ontology annotation, molecular function: RNA polymerase II cis-regulatory region sequence-specific DNA binding; DNA-binding transcription factor activity, RNA polymerase II-specific. Lineage: Eukaryota; Fungi; Ascomycota; Eurotiomycetes; Eurotiales; Aspergillaceae. The transcript has 3 exons. Gene Ontology annotation, cellular component: nucleus. Gene Ontology annotation, biological process: regulation of transcription by RNA polymerase II.